This is a messenger RNA of Mugil cephalus (flathead mullet), 3351 nucleotides long. RefSeq names its product E3 ubiquitin/ISG15 ligase TRIM25-like. The record is from RefSeq and is a predicted model, not a curated record. The transcript has 2 exons. Gene Ontology annotation, molecular function: protein binding; zinc ion binding. Lineage: Eukaryota; Metazoa; Chordata; Actinopteri; Mugiliformes; Mugilidae.
UCACUGUUGCUGAGAGGUGAAAUGGAGCAGCAGACUGAGAAUCAUUUGGAGAAAAUCUCUUGUUCCAUCUGUCUGAAUCUACUGAAGGAUCCUGUGACUACUUCCUGUGGACACAGCUACUGCAUGAACUGUAUUAAAAGACACUGGGAUGGAGAAGACCAGAAGGGAAUCUACAGCUGCCCUCAGUGCAGGAAGACUUUCAUACCGAGGCCUGUCCUGGAGAAAAACACCAUGUUAGCAGAGUUAGUGGAGCAGCUGAAGAAGACUGGACUCCAAGCUGCUCCAGCUGAUCACUGCUAUGCUGGACCUGAAGAUGUGGCCUGUGAUGUCUGCACUGAGAGGAAGCUGAAAGCCUUCAAGUCCUGUCUGGUCUGUCUGGUUUCUUACUGUGAGAAACACCUCCAACCUCACUAUGAUGCAGCUCCAUUCAAGAAACACAAGCUGGUGGAGCCCUCCAAGAAGCUCCAGGAGAACAUCUGCUCUCAUCAUGAUGAGGUGAUGAAGAUUUUCUGUCGUACUGAUCAGCAGAUUAUCUGUUAUCUCUGCACAAUGGAUGAACAUAAAGGCCAUGAAACAUUCCCAGCUGCAGCAGAAAGGACUGAGAAGCAGAAGGAGGUGGAGGUGAUGCUAGAAAACAUCCUGCAGGGAAUCCAGGAGAGAAAGAAAGAUGUGGAGCUGCUUAGACAGGAGCUGAAGGCCAUCAAAUGCUCUGCUGAUAAAACAGUGGAGGACAGUAAGGAGAUCUUCACUGAAAUGAUCCGUCUCCUCCAGAAAAGAAGCUCUGAUGUGGAGCAGCUGGUCAGAUCCCAGCAGGAAACUGAAGAGAGUCGAGUCAAAGAUGUUGAGGAGAAGCUGGAGCAGCAGAUCACUGAGCUGGAGAGGAAAGGCUCCGAGCUGAAGCAGCUCUUAAACACAGAGGAUCACAACCAGUUUCUACACAACUACCCCUCACUGCCACCACCCAGUGAGUCUACACACUCAUCCAGCAUCAAGAUUCGUCCUCUGAGGUACUUUAAGGAUGUGAAAGCAGCUGUGACAGAGACCAGAGAGAAACUACAGGACAUUCUGAGAGAGACAUGGACAAACAUCUCAGUGACAGUGACUGAAGUGGAUGUUUUACUGUCACAACCAGAGCCAAAGACCAGAGAUGAAUUCUGGAAAUAUUCAUGUGAAAUCACACUGGAUCUAAACACAGCAAACACAUAUCUGUUAUUAUCUGAGGGAAACAGAAAAGUAACUGUAACGGAAGAAGAACAGUCAUAUUCUGAUCAUCCAGACAGAUUCACUGAUUAUUGGCAGGUCCUGAGUAGAGAGAGUCUGACUGGACGUUGUUACUGGGAGGUGGAGUGGAGAGGAGGAGUAGUUGGUGUAGCAGUCGCAUACAAGAAUAUCAGAAGAGCAGGGGAGUCAGAUGAAUGUUUAUUUGGAUUUAAUGACAAAUCCUGGGCGUUACGUAGUUACACAAACAGUUACGAAUUUUACUACAACAAAGUCUCAACUUCUGUCUCAAGUCCUGUUUCCUCCAGAGUAGGAGUGUACCUGGAUCACAGAGCAGGUCUUCUGUCUUUCUACAGCGUCUCUGAAACCAUGACUCUCCUCCACAGAGUCCAGACCACAUUCACUCAGCCUCUCUAUGCUGGACUUUGGUUCUUUGGUUAUGAAGACACUGCUGAGUUCAUUAAAAUCAAAUAAACUGAGAUGGAUUCAGUGAAAAUCUCUUGUUCCAUCUGUCUGAAUCCAUUGAAGGAUCCUGUGACUAUUCCCUGUGGACACAGCUACUGCAUGAACUGUAUUAAAAGACACUGGGAUGGAAAAGACCAGAAGAGAAUCUACAGCUGCCCUCAGUGCAGGAAGACUUUCAUACCAAGGCCUGUCCUGGAGAAAAACACCAUGUUAGCAGAGUUAGUGGAGGAGCUGAAGAAGACUGGACUCCAAGCUGCUCCAGCUGAUCACUGCUAUGCUGGACCUGAAGAUGUGGCCUGUGAUGUCUGCACUGGGAGGAAGCUGAAAGCCUUCAAGUCCUGUCUGGUCUGUCUGGCCUCUUACUGUGAGAAACACCUCCAACCUCACUAUGAUGCAACUCCAUUAAAGAAACACAAGCUGGUGGAGCCCUCCAAGAAGCUCCAGGAGAACAUCUGCUCUCAUCAUGAUGAGGUGAUGAAGAUUUUCUGUCGUACUGAUCAGCAGAGUAUCUGUUAUCUCUGUUUAAUGAAUGAACAUAAAGACCAUGAAACAGUCCCAGCUGCAGUAGAAAGGGCUGAGAAGCAGAAGGAGGUGAAGGUGAUGCUACAAAACAUCCUGCAGGGAAUCCAGGAGAGAAAGAAAGAUGUGGAGCUGCUUAGACAGGAGCUGAAGGCCAUCAAAGACUCUGCUGAUAAAACAGUGGAGGACAGUAAGGAGAUCUUCACUGAGAUGAUCCGUCUCCUCCAGAAAAGAAGCUCUGAUGUGGAGCAGCUGGUCAGAUCCCAGCAGGAAACUGAAGAGAGUCGAGUCAAAGAUGUUGAGGAGAAGCUGGAGCAGCAGAUCACUGAGCUGAAGAGGAAAGGCUCCGAGUUGAAGCAGCUCUUAAAGACAGAGGAUCACAACCAGUUUCUACACAACUACCCCUCACUGCCACCACCCAGUGAGUCUACACACUCAUCCAGCAUCAAGAUUCGUCCUCUGAGGUACUUUAAGGAUGUGAAAGCAGCUGUGACAGAGACCAGAGAGAAACUACAGGACAUUCUGAGAGAGACAUGGACAAACAUCUCAGUGACAGUGACUGAAGUGGAUGUUUUACUGUCACAACCAGAGCCAAAGACCAGAGAUGGAUUCUUGAAAUAUUCAUGUGAAAUCACACUGGAUCCAAACACAGCCAAUGCAUGUCUGUUAUUAUCUGAGGGGAACAGAAAAGUAAAACUACUGGAAGAAGAACAGUCUUAUUCUGAUCAUCCAGACAGAUUCACUGCUUAUUGGCAGGUCCUGAGUAGAGAGAGUCUGACUGGACGUUGUUACUGGGAGGUGGAGUCGAGAGGAAGAGGAGUUGAAGUAGCAGUCGCAUACAAGAAUAUCAGCAGAGCAGAGAGGUCAUAUGAAUGUUGGUUUGGCUUUAAUGACAAAUCUUGGGCUUUAUAUUGUGAGAAAAACAGUUACAGAUUUUACCACAACAAAGUCUCAACUUCUGUCUCAGGUCCUGUUUCCUCCAGAGUAGGAGUGUACCUGGAUCACAGAGCAGGUCUUCUGUCUUUCUACAGCGUCUCUGAAACCAUGACUCUCCUCCACAGAGUCCAGACCACAUUCACUCAGCCUCUCUAUGCUGGACUUUGUCCUCGUUAUGAUGGAGACACUGCUGAGUUGAUUAAAGUCAAUUGA